Molecule: messenger RNA, 747 nt
Organism: Meloidogyne enterolobii
Lineage: Eukaryota; Metazoa; Nematoda; Chromadorea; Rhabditida; Meloidogynidae
Source: the annotation of a GenBank genome assembly
AUGAACGAUGAAUUUCUUGAACCUUUAUUUACUUCAAACGAGCAAAGUUUGCUUUUCUCAGCUAUAGCUAUUGGACAAUUAAUUGGCACUUUACCAAUUACUAAAAUUUAUACUCGAUUUGGGUUAAGAAAAUUACUGGCUACUUAUGGAUUUAUCAGUUCAUUAUCGACACUUUUAAUUGUACCGAGUAUUUACUUGGGGGGAUUUCAUACACUUUUGAUUUUGCGAAUUUUUCAAGGAUUUGGAUUGGCAGCUAUUUGGUUAGCUACUGGAUCAAUUAGCGCCCAUUGGUCCCCAUUAUCAAAUUCUGGUAUUUUCCUCGCUGUUUUAACCUCCAGUUUUCAACUUGGCCCAAUAACUGCAAUGCCUUUGUCUGCCGAAUUUUGCUCGUCAGAAAUGUUUGGAUGGCCAGCAGUUUAUUAUUUAUUGGGAACAAUUUCUUUGUUCCUUUUUACAAUUUUUUAUUGGAUUUAUAGAGAUUCCCCUAGAGAACACGAAUUCCUUUCUGCUCAGGAAUUGUCAAUUAUAGAAGAGGGAAAGUCUUUAAAAGAUAUUUCUGUUGGACGUAGAAGACGUGGAAAGGAGAUUAAACAAAAAACCCUUUAUAUGGCUAUUCUUAAAGAUUCAGCCUUUUGGGGCGUUUAUUUGUGCAGUGCUACAAGUAAUCUGGCAUUUCAAGUAUUUUGGCAAUUUGGACCGAUUUAUUUGAAUAAAGUAAAAUUAAAUAAUGGCACUCCUAACGUUUAA